This is a messenger RNA of Nylanderia fulva, 468 nucleotides long. The record is from RefSeq and is a predicted model, not a curated record. Lineage: Eukaryota; Metazoa; Arthropoda; Insecta; Hymenoptera; Formicidae.
AUGCUUCACCAGUGGGAUAUUGCCCUUAGAAGACAUGAUGCGCCAGGCGAGAUCACCAGGUUGGCUAUUAAACCAGUUUUGAAGCAAUGGCUCGAGAGGAAGUUUGGCAACGUUGAUUUCCACAUCACGCAGGUACUUUCUGGUCAUGGUUGCUUUGGCCAUUACCUCUUUAGGAUCAAGAGGAGACUCUCACCUGGAUGCCAACAGUGUUUUAAUCACGAUGACACUAGUGAACAUACUCUGGUUUAUUGUGCUGAGUGGCUUUGCGAACGUGCUGAUUUGUUGAACAUUUUGGACUUAAACAUUGAUUCUCUUAAUUUGGAGAACAUAAUUAAAGAAGUGUUAACAUCCGAGGACAAAUGGAUCGCAUUUAGUGGGUAUGUUAAUACUAUUAUGCGUGGUAAGGAGGAGGAAGAGCGAAGACUGCAGGCUGCCCUUCUCUCUCCUACUUCCGAUCGUUCUAGUUGA